AUGCGGUACUUUGAUGAUUACUUCGCACUUUGGUCAUAUGGAAGGGAAAAACUGGAAGAGUUUCUGAAGUUUGUAAAGCAGAUUGAUAGAAAAAUUCAAUUCACAAUGGAAAUAGAGAAAGGUGAGCGGUUACCGUUCCUGGACGUUGAAGUUAUUCGUUCUAAUAGAACGCUCAAAAAGAAUUUGUUCAGAAAGAAGUCCUAUGCUGGGAUUAUACUCAAUUUUCGGUCCUAUCAUGAUUACAGGCUGAAGAUUGGAAUAAUGAGGAGCAUGAUCAUUCAAAUCCUACGCUUAACGGAUAUAGAAUUCUGGGACGAGGAUAUUCCUCGGCAAUGGCUACCCAAGUGA
Molecule: messenger RNA, 348 nt
Organism: Protopolystoma xenopodis
Lineage: Eukaryota; Metazoa; Platyhelminthes; Monogenea; Polystomatidea; Polystomatidae
Source: the annotation of a GenBank genome assembly